Messenger RNA from Formica exsecta, 3758 nucleotides. RefSeq names its product myotubularin-related protein 6. Lineage: Eukaryota; Metazoa; Arthropoda; Insecta; Hymenoptera; Formicidae. The record is from RefSeq and is a predicted model, not a curated record. Gene Ontology annotation, molecular function: protein binding. The transcript is spliced from 14 exons. The coding region runs from base 493 to 3660 and encodes 1055 amino acids.
GUCUUUGCAUCACAUCACAUUUCGGUUCACCAAUGAUUUCAUCAUAUGAGACUAAUUAGCCAUGUUAGCGAUCUAGUAUAAUACAUAGAAGUUUGUGGCGAAGUAUAUACAUAGAAAAGCUAAUCGACAUUGAAAAUAAAAUAUAAAGAGAAUUUCCACACACAUUGCGAUUCAUAUCGAUAUUUUAUUUACGUGCAUUGGAGAUUCUUACAUUUGUAUUCCUUGCACAUUGUUUAUUUACGUUAUAUCUUAUUAUAUUUUAUCACAACUUUUUUAUGUAUGUCAACUCGUGCAUAUAUAAAAGUUUUGAUAUUUGCUAAUCAUUUAUUUUUUGUAUUAUUUCAUACAUUGCGGUAAUGGAAAUGACAAGAACAACAUUAAACAUAGAAUUAUUUCAAUAUUUGUUACUAUUAUCUAUGUAUGAUCCAUAGUAAAACUGCAAAUUUUUUAAUUUUUGUUAAGAUAUUAAGAUAUUGAUGUUGGAUAAUUAUUAUGGAAAAUAAAAAUAGUAACAAUUUUAUUAGUUAUGUGGAAUUGGAAGAGCACAAGAUGCAGACUUUUAGCUCCAGUCGACGUAAUUCAUUAAUUGAAAAUAGUAUAAAGCUAUUACCAGGAGAAGUUCUUAUUGCCGAAGCACAAAGUGUCCUUAUGUUUUCACCUGUCAGUGAUCUAAAACAAGGUAUAUCUGGUAUUUUGUCAGUGACUAAUUUCAAACUUACAUUUAUUACCAGCGAUGACUCAAAUGGGGAGGAUACUACUCAUCAACAAAACCAUUUAUAUGGAUAUACUGAUACAUGUUUGACAAAUAUCGAUGAGAUCUAUGUAAUGGUAGGUGAUAAGAAAAGAAAACUAGUCUCUGGAAAUACAGUACCAUCAAAAGUAAAAGGAAUAUUUAUUAUUUGCAAAAAUCUAAGGACAUGGUCCUUUUCUUUUAAAUUUUCACCUAUUGGACAUGGUAAGAAUCUCUUGACUGCAUUACUACAUCAUGCUUUUCCUAGCAGACACCAGCUAUUGUUUGCCUAUGAUUACAAAGAAGCUUAUUAUAGUAGCCUUGACAAAAAUGUUCAGUUAUUUCGAGAUAUUUUGGAUUGGCAAAAUGAAUUGAAUAGAAUACUUGUUAGCGAUGAAAUAAGGAAAGGUUGGAGGUUAUCAAUGGUUAAUGCCAAAUUUCAACUUUGUCCUAGUUUGUCGCAAUACAUAGUUGUGCCUGCAUCUGUGACUGAUAGCCAGUUGACAGAUGCAGCUCGACAUUUUCAAGGUAAUAGACCACCAGUAUGGUCCUGGACAAACUCACAUGGUGCAGCAUUAGUAAAAAUGUCUGAAUUGGUGCCAACGAUAACAGAGAGAAUACAGGAAAAUAUUAUGUUUGAAAAUGUUCGUAAAAGCCAUCCUCAAAAGAUGCCGCCAGUUGUUAUUGAAUUGAAUAAAGAAAUUAAUGUUAAGUUAAUAGCAACAAGUUUUACUAAAUUUAUUAGCUUAUGUGCACCAGAAAAUAUCAGACAAUUCUGGAUUCAAGAUAAUAAUUUUUAUUCAUUAUUAGAGAAUACAAAAUGGCUUAAAUAUAUAUCGUAUUGUCUACAAAAGGCAGUUGAAGUCUGUGAACGUCUUAAUUUAGGAAUUUCUGUCAUCUUACAAGAAGGUGCUGGUAGAGAUUUAUGCUGUGUUAUAUCAAGUUUAGCACAACUGUUAUUAGAUCCUUACUUUCGUACUAUAACCGGUUUUCAAUCAUUAUUACAAAAAGAAUGGAUUGCUGGAGGCCAUCCAUUUUGUGAUAGAUUAGGUCAUAUCGUUAAAUCUAAUUCAGGAAAGUCUCCAUUAUUUCUUUUAUACCUCGAUUGCGUUUGGCAAUCAUAUCAACAAUAUCCAACAGAAUUUGAAUUUACGGAAACAUAUUUGACCACAUUAUGGGAUGCAGCACACAUUUCUAUUUUUGACACUUUUAUUUUCAACUGUGAAAGAGAUCGAGCAGUGGCAGCUAUGGAUCCUAAUACACCUCUUGUACUUCGUAGUGUUUGGGAUUGGCGGGAGCAAUUCAACGAUCAGGAUAUAUUGUUAUUUUAUAAUCCUUUAUUUAUUUCUCAUAGUAUCAAGAAGAUAGAAAAUAGGACAGUUAUAAAACCUUUAUAUGCUAUUUCCAGUUUAGAACUUUGGACGCAAUGCUAUUUUCGUUGGAUACCAACACUUGAGAUUCAUAACGGUGGGCAAAGACAUAUCGAAUUUUAUAUUAGAUUAUUACAAAAUAACAUCAAUCAACUUAAAAUAAAUAUAAACGAUAAUCGCGGUUCACCCGUAGAUACCGAUAAGAUCGAUCAUGAAAAUGAUACAAUUGAAGAUGAAACAUCUUGUCCUUUAGAACUGUUGAUAAAAUCUUUGUUUAAAUGUUAUAAAGCUGUAGUAAGUGCAGAUUAUGAUGAAGCAAAAAAAAAUAUUUCAAAAGCAGAAGAUGUUUUAAUGGAGAUUCAACAAGGGCAAGAAUUAUGUCGAACAUCAAGGGCAAUCGAACAUGUUUUUUAUGCAACUAAAUGUUUUUUUUUAUAUGAAUUUGAAGAAAAUCCUACUCUGUUAGAAGAGAUUUUAAAAAAUAUUGAUGAUACAGAAAAAUUCAAUAAUGAAGAACUUGGUGCCCUAUAUGGAUGUCAAAGUGUUGUAUGGUCGUGUUUAAAUGAUUACGGUAUAAAAAAAGCGAUUGAUAUCGCUAAGAAAGCAAUAGAAAAAAAUCAAGACUGUGCAUUAUGGCAUUUUAUUCUUGGAAAGAAUCUCAGGCGUCAAAGGCGUUCAAUAAAUCUUUCAUCCGAAGUAUCAGAUAUGGAAAAAGAACAUUUUGAAAUAGCAUAUGCUAUUUCUAAGAAUGAUGUAUUUGGAAUUUAUUAUUUACAAAUGCGUAUGGAGAGUUUUCAUAAAUUCAGGAGAGGAAGAGAUCAUUAUAUAAGAAAAACUAACAAUGAAAAACAAGUAUUACAAAUCGCUAAGGAAAUUGUUAAAACUAAACCAACAGAUCAUAGAGUUCUGCUAAAGUUAGCUCUUAUGUUUCUACGCGCAAAUGUUUCAGAUGAAACAUUGUUAGCGAAAGAAUGUCUAGAUGCUGUAAAUCAAAUAGCACCAAGUAAUACUACAUAUCUGCAUUACACUGCAAUGUUAUACCAGCAAUGCGGGGAUUAUAGGGAAGCUAUAAACUAUUUCAAAAAGGCUGCCGAAGGUAAUAACUUUGUAGCAGAACUUUCUUAUGUACAAUUUGGUUGGGAAACUGGAGAGGUGGAACCUUUGCCGCAUUUAUUGCGAAUGUUGAAGAAAUAUGAACAUUUAAUCAAAGAGCGACAAAUUGCUCUCAAUUUAGCUAUUGCAAUUACUUAUUAUUCUCUCCAUAACAACAUAACAAAUGCAGCAGAAUAUUUUUUAAAGGCUCUUACAAUAGAUCCACGGAAUAAUAAGUUUAAGACAUACUACAAAUAUCUUGAUUUUAAUACCCUCAGUAUUUCAUCUUUUUUAAUCGAUCAAUUAUGCCCACUACUCGAGAAAAAUAAUUCUCAAGAGAUGAGUCAAAAAAUAAAAGAUCUUUUGAAUGUAAGGGACAUAACCACCGAUGAUGUAACUAAUUUAUCAGAAGAAUUUGGAAACCUUUGUGCAAAUGACAAAACAGUGCAACCUGAAUCAAAUAUUUAGUUCCAAAUAAUGACUGCCGAAACAUUGCACUGUUUUAAUUUUAUUUUGGUGCAAUACUUUAUUAUUGAAUUGGUGCAAUACUUUAUUAUUGAUUUGGU